This is a messenger RNA of Prunus dulcis (almond), 1566 nucleotides long. Its product is annotated as E3 ubiquitin-protein ligase CCNB1IP1 homolog. The transcript is spliced from 10 exons. The record is from RefSeq and is a predicted model, not a curated record. Bases 415 to 1350 code for a protein of 311 amino acids. Gene Ontology annotation, biological process: signal transduction; regulation of DNA-templated transcription; chiasma assembly. NCBI's taxonomy places the organism in Eukaryota, Viridiplantae, Streptophyta, Magnoliopsida, Rosales, Rosaceae.
AACAAAAUCUCAAACCAGAGCUCGUGACUUGUCCCCGCCAUUUCUGAUUCGAAUCAGAAGCUGUACACACCAAUCUUCCAGAGCAAGAACAUUUCCCGCCAAAUCCAUUCUCAAACCCCUAGGGCUUUUCUUCAGUUCUCUCCCUGCGUUUCCUCCGUAUAGCUGAAAACUCAUUUUUCCAAUUGGAAGAGACAAAAGAACAAAGAAAAAUUCAGCUUUUGCGAUAAAUCUCUGAAGUUUAUUUUACUGAUCGGAGCUUACACCGUGAAACGGCCAAGUUUUACGAGCGCAAAAUCGCAAUUAGCCUAUAGUUCGAAAGCUUUCUUCGCAAGCAACUAAAUCAAAGUUUUGGCGCAGAAUUUUGGUUAACGUUCAGACAUGCCAUUGCAUUAGAGAUUGUCUUUGAAGGCUAAAAUGAGAUGCAAUGCGUGUUGGCGAGAACUAGAAGGGCGAGCUGUUUCCACCACCUGUGGCCACCUUUUGUGCACAGAGGAUGCCAGCAAGAUCCUUGGCAAUGAUGGAGCAUGUCCCAUUUGUGAUCAAGUGCUCUCUAAGAGUCUUAUGAAACCUGUGGAUAUCAAUCCAAACGAUGAAUGGGUAAAUAUGGCCAUGGCUGGAGUGUCUCCACAGAUAUUAAUGAAGAGUGCACACAGGAGUAUCAUGUUUUACAUUGGGCAAAAGGAACUGGAAAUGCAGUUCAAGAUGAACAGAAUAGUAGCUCAAUUCCGGCAGAAAUGUGAAGCAAUGCAAGAAAAGUUCACUGAGAAAUUGGAACAGGUGCAUACUGCAUACCAGAAAAUGGCGAAGAGGUGUCAAAUGAUGGAACAAGAGAUUGAAAGCUUGUCCAAAGAUAAGCAGGAGCUCCAGGAAAAAUUUGCAGAGAAAUCCAGACAGAAGAGAAAACUAGAUGAAAUGUAUGAUCAAUUGAGGAGUGAGUACGAGUCAGUUAAACGAUCCGCCCUUCAACCUGCGACCAAUUUCUAUUCAAGAAAUGAGCCUGAUCUUUUCUCAAACCAAGCUAACAUCUUGGAUAACAGAGAAGCUGUUAGAAAAGUUGACUUAUUUCUUGCAGAUUGGCCGGUUCUCACUCCUGAAACUCCAGGGCCAAAGGAGGAUAUAUGGCCAGCAAGACAGAAUAGUUCAAACUCUGGUGGUCCUUUUGACAUCUCUGUUGGCUCACCGGCAAAACAAGCUGCUAUUCCAGUUGAUGCUGUGAACAGAAGGGCUGGUGCUCACCCUAUGUUUGGAACUGGAGCUAGCAACCCCUCAAUGACCUUAAGGAACUUGAUACUCUCCCCAAUAAAGAGGCCUCAGCUCUCUCGUAACCGUCCCCAGAUGUUCACGUUCUAGGCUUGAAGUCGAGAGUUCACUGUUUGCUGAAGGUCAUGCCGGAUAUGUUUACUAUGACUAUAAUUUCUUUUUUAGGAAAAAAAAAAAAAAAAAAAAAGAAAUUCUCGUAACAUGCCUUCGUGCUGACCCUUUGCUUUGGGUGAAGCUGUCGAGAGUAUCCCACAUCAAAGAUGGACGUGUUGUGUUAAUAGUUUAAAUGGCAAAGGGUUUGCAUGC